Molecule: messenger RNA, 925 nt
Organism: Amphimedon queenslandica
Lineage: Eukaryota; Metazoa; Porifera; Demospongiae; Haplosclerida; Niphatidae
Product: stromal membrane-associated protein 1-like
Exons: 5
Coding region: 25-876 (283 amino acids)
Cellular component (GO): cytoplasm
Molecular function (GO): metal ion binding; GTPase activator activity
Source: RefSeq, a predicted model, not a curated record
AUCAAAGAAGAAAGAAGAAAAGAGAUGUCUAGAGACAAAGAUAGAGGACAGAAACUCCAUGAAAAGCACCAGAUGAUACUAGCCAACAUGCUACGGGAGGAGGUGAACAAGUAUUGCGCGGACUGUCACGCUAAAGGACCCAGAUGGGCCUCUUGGAACAUUGGCAUAUUUAUAUGUAUACGCUGUGCCGGUAUUCACAGGAAUUUAGGAGUCCAUAUAUCUCGUGUCAAGUCUGUUAACCUUGACAGCUGGACACCAGAGCAGAUCGAAUCUAUUCAGACUAAGGGUAAUGGUUACGCUAAUGAAAUAUACGAAGCGUCACUUCCGUCAGGUUUUAGGAGACCACAAGACGACUAUGCCGUCGAAACUUUCAUUCGUGCCAAGUACGAGCGAAAGCAGUACACAGCCAAGUCGUCUAGUAGUUCUUCGGCUCCUAAGGAAACCAAAGCUCCUUCAAAACCGGCAGAGCAAAGCUCUAGACUGACGACAGGCUCUGGGUCUUCUUCGUCUCGUGGAACCAGCCCAUCACGACCAGUCGCUAUCGAGCGACCAUCUUCUAAUAGCACAGCAAGUAGCUCUGUAUCUAGAGCUAAACCAAGGAAACAGCCACAGCAAGAAUUAUUAAGUUUUGAUGCUAAAUCAACCCCCAGUACUGCGACCACCACUCCUGCCCCUAACCCCACCCCCAACCCAACAGUUAAUCUACUUACAGAUGAGCCUUUAAUCUCUGCCCCUAAGCAAGCAGAUAAUCCUCCUCCGCUAAUGGGAGGGAUGACUUCAAGCCCGGGUCCUUCCAGAGCUGUUAAAGAUUCCAUAAUGUCACUGUAUGGAGUGCAGCCUGGCUAUACUGCAUAUGGUCAAACUGGGGGUAAGUAGGUGGAGAUAAUUCUGCAUUUUUAUAACAUUCUCUGAUACAUAUACAUGU